Messenger RNA from Colletotrichum tamarilloi, 4572 nucleotides. RefSeq lists its product as uncharacterized. Bases 1 to 4572 code for a protein of 1523 amino acids. The record is from RefSeq and is a predicted model, not a curated record. The transcript is spliced from 4 exons. NCBI's taxonomy places the organism in Eukaryota, Fungi, Ascomycota, Sordariomycetes, Glomerellales, Glomerellaceae.
AUGGCCGCGAACAUGCAACACAUGGCGGGAGCGGCGGGAAUGAUGCAACAGCAACCGCCGCGUCCCCGACCCUCCCAGGUUCAGUUGAACCAGUUUCUUUACCAGACCAUGCUCGCCCAGCAACAGCCUCACACAGGCUGGCAAGCUGGCGUGGCUAUCCAGGAGCGCAUGAUCAAGUGCCAUAACUUGAUCACAAACAUUGGCCUUGCCGUGCCCAGCAUAGAUUUCAUGAAGGCGGCAGAAGUUGGCGUAAACUUCGAGCGCGAUGCCUUCAACAAGUGUCAAGAUAAGGCUCAAUACGAGGCCCAAAUGAGCAACAAGACGAACGAGUUCUUCCGACGACGACAGGCGAACGAGCAGACCAUGACCAGCAAUCUCCAAGCCCAAGCUGCGGCACAGGCUCAACAACAGCUCAUGAUGAACCAAAACGCGGCUAUGCAGAACCAGAUGGGGCGAGGAAUGGGCCAGAACCAACAGCAGGGCUUCCAGCAUCUCCAGCACCAGAUGCAGGCGUCGCAGAUUCCUCAACAGGGCCAGAUGGGUGUAAACAUGGGAAACCAAGGUGGCCAACCGAUAGGGCCCAACCAGCAGAUGUUCCAGAUGCCCGGUGGACAAGGACGACCACAAAACGGCAUUCCCACCGACGCCUCAAACCUCACACCGCACGAUCAGCAAAAGGUGAUGGAACUCGCCCAAAAAAUGGCAUCCGCCUGCCCCGAUCCCCAGAAGAAUCACUACCGCAAUAUUGUGCAGACCCGGUUUGCACAGAGGGCACAGGAGUACACCGCUCAAGGCAAGGAUCCGGUCUUGAUCUGGUUCCAGCACCAGGCCUUCCAAGGCCUGUCAAAAAACGCCGCUCUGGCCAGGCAGCGACAGCAACAGGGCGGCAUGCCGCCCAACAUGAACCCUGCUCAAGCCCAAGCCAUGAUGCAAGCCGGCAGAGGACAAAUCAACCCGGCGAUGAUGAACGCGGCAAAUAUGCAGUCUGGCAAUGGGGACUUUGGCCAGUUCACCAUGGAGAGCAUCAUGAACCAACAAAAGGCGGGCAUACUAGCCCAGGAGCAAGGCCAGAUGGUCGUACCUGCGAGCAACGGCCCAGCGCGCAACGCCACGCCGCAACCCAUCGCUGGGGGUCAAGGUCAGGGAAUGCCUAAUCAACCUGGACAGAAUCAAACACCGCGACCAAACCAGGCUCAGCAACAGUUGAGUAUGCAGCAGGCGCAACAACUCAAAAUUGAGCAACAGCAGUCGCAACACGCGGCACAGAUGCGUGCUCAACAGCAAGCCAGACAAUUACAGGGGCAGCCGAACGGUCUCGGUGGCGCACCGCCAUCCCAGAGCCCGGGUAUGAACACCCUGAACACCCCCAUGCGCCGUCCUCCGAGUGCCAUGAAUCCCAUGGAAGGCCAGAAUGGGCAACAGGCAAAUGGUCCCUUUGCUGGCACUCUCGACCCCCGUUUCAACCAGGGCAACCAACGGCCGAUGGGCGCAGCGGGCAACAUGAACAUGACCAACACCCCGCUUUUCCACAGCAUGAUGGCAAGCAUGAAUCCCGAGCAAAGGCAGGCUGUCCACGGUCUGCCACCAGACAAGCUGAACGAAGUCAUGCAGAAGUGGCAGGAGCAACAGCGCAAGAUGCAAAUGAAUGCUAUGGGCAACCCAGGCCAGAUGCAGGGUCGACCAGGGCAACUUGGACAAUUCAACGUUGUCAAUGGCAAUCAGUUCAUGAACAACGGCAUGAUGCCUCAGCAAGCGCAACCAGGUGCUCCUGCUCCUAACAACCAGCAGCAACUCAUUGCCCAGCAACAGCAGAUGUUGAACCGAUUGAGGAACCAGCAAACACCUGUAGCACCGGCUCACCAAGUCAUGAUGGACAGCAUGGAGCUACCGCCACCAGUCCUCCAGCAAGUAGGAAACCAGCUUCGCGCUCCUCCUGAGGUACGCAAGUGGAAGGACCUACGACAAUGGCUUGCACAAAACCCCGUACAGCCACAGUUGCAACAACAUCUCGAGAGAAUUCAGAGAUCGCAGUUCGCGACCUACAUGCAGAGGCAGAUGGAGAAACGCAAUCAGCAGCAGGCAGCAGCGGCGGCAGCGCAGCAGCAACAAACGCAGCAACCGCAACCGCCACAAUCUCAGCCGCCUCAGCAGGUCCCGCCACAGGCUCAACUACAGCAAAUCGCACAGCCGCCUCAACAAGCUCAACCUCAAGGACCAGCGCAGCCACAACAGAAUGGGAUGCAGCCCGGCAACGGCGUACAGAAUCCGCAGGCACCCAACCAACCAGGCAUGCCGCCUGGCAUGCCGAGUAUUCCAGCUCACAUGAUUCAGGUGACGCCAACUGAUAUCAUGAACGCUCGCAAGGCGAACCCCAAGAUUGCUAGCCUUACCGACGAUCAACUGAGACAGUUCAUCAUCCAGAUUAAGCAACGGCAGAUGGCUGCCGCGAUGCAAAAAGAGAUGGCCAUGCGCCAGGCUCAAUCACAAGGGCUACCGGCGCCGGGAGGACCAACCAUCCCAGUGUCUGCACCUCAACCACCUCAAAUGCCACAGCCCGGUAUACCCGCAAAUAUCACCCCGACGCCCGCGCAAGCGCCACCGGCACCGCCGAAGCAGCAGAGCGCUACUCCUGAUCAGAAGGCUGUUGCCAACGCCGCGGCACCACAGAACAACACCAACAACAACAACAACCGUCCGGCCUCGAGCAACCAAGCACAGCCUCCGAAUCCCUCGCCUGCGACGCAGCAGAAGAACCUCAAGCGACCUAGCACUGACGAGCCUGCCGACGUCCCUCAGGCAUCUCAGCAGCCUCAGAGGCCGACUGCCCAACCAGGCCAGAUGCGCCCGUUCCCGAACUUUACCCCAGAGCAAAUUGCGGCCAUGAAUCCCGAGCAGAGGGCCAAGUACGAGGCAAUGAAGAGUCGUCAACAGGCCAUGCAAGCUGCAAGCUCGGGCAUUGCACCUACGGAGAACGACUUUGACAAGCUCAGGCGCAUCGGUCAAGAAGAGCAGAGGUUGAUGAUGACGGAGCAUAUGCCUGAUAUCCCCAUGUCACCAGAGCAGCGUACAGAGACUUGCACCAAGCUCAUGAAGAUCGUGGUCGACAUGGGCAAGAUUGGAAAGGCCCUGGGACGCUGGUAUGCCGCAACUCGUGAUGAUCAGCGCGCCAAGAGCUAUUUCCGAGCUCGACUCCGUAUGAUCAGACAGUUCACCGACGGUGAACACAUGAUGAACCCGAAGCCAGUCUUCAGUGUCAGGCCCGCCGAGAUUGACGAGGUUCGUCGACUCCUCGAGAGCAUGGCGCGCGACUGUGCCUCCCUCGGCAAGAAAGCCGGUGCCGUGCCACCACAGCAAGGCCAACCCGCAGCGCCGAACCAGGCCGGUGCUACUCCUGCUCAAAGCGGGCAGGUGACGCCAUUGAGUGCGGCCAACUUGGAGAAGCAGACCAAGGCUUUGAACAAUAUGCACCAGCGGUCCAACAGCAAGAGCGGGGCCCCCCCAGCUGCACCAACGACGAGCCAGCCUCCAUUCCCGUUCAACGCAACCUCUCCGCAUGGCGAUCCUACUUACAUGGACAGGCCAAAGGUGAACAGGGACAACCUGAAAUUGCCCAACCCGCGAAAGAAGGCCAAGACUGGGGCGCAACCGACGCCGCCCCAGCAGCCGAGCCAGACAACCCCGUCGCCCCAGAUCAGCAAGUCUGGUUCCCCGGAACUCAAGAGGCAGGCCAUGCCCGAACCCAAGGCGCCGCCAAAACCCAUGUUCUUGUGCCCCGAGGCAGACUGCGAGAUGGCAACAACGGGCUUCCCUUCAGAGCAGGCGCGACAGACGCAUAUUCAAGAAGAGCAUGUCAAGCCUCUGGAGGAUCCCAUGAAGUUCAUGCAAGAAAACUUGGCUCUCUCUUUGGGAUUGGAUGCCAACGGUCAGGUGCCAGUCACUGCACAGCCAAUGGGCCAGAACGCAUCCAAACAAGGCCAAACACCAGCCAGCAAUCCGGAUGCAACGCCAAUGUCUCGAGAUGCGUCGAUGCAGCGUACGGGCAGCAAGGUGGGAGGGAAGGCACAGGACAACAAGCUUGCGGUUGGCAAGACUGACAACACUCCCAAGAUGGAGCACAAGCAGCCCGAGAUGGCGGCGGCACCGGCUCCGACGAUGGACGCGUGGGCAACGACGGUCAACCCACAGAGCCUGUUCAACAACCUCGGCAAGUUCGAGCUCGGCGCCAACGGCGUCAUCAGCGACAUGGCCGUGUACCGGUCACAGACACCGAACGAUACACCCGAGUCGAGCAAGGACAGUGGAUCAUCGGAGCCCAACAGCGAUAUUUCAGAGGGUGUCCACCUGGACAUAGACCUCAACUGGCAACCAGUCGACAUGGACGUGCUUCUUGAUAUGAACAACAUCAACAUGGACGGACUUGACGGCGGGGCCGAAUUUGAGGGGCUGAUGCUAGAGGAGGCGAUGGCGCCGAUGGAGCAGUUCCCUAACUGGGAUGAAGUGACGAAUGACUUCAACAAGCCGUUCCAGUUCGACAACAGCCUAUACUCACUCGAUGUCUCGUCGUCGAUGUGA